GCCGUCGCUUGCGCCGCCGCGUCGCGCCGCGGCGCCCGUAACGCUUGACGAUGCGCCUCCGCUGCCUCCUCGCGCUCGCCAUCACAUCAACUGCGGAGGAGAUCGCGCCGGAGCUGCUGAAGGACCCCGAGCCCGCCCCGGCCGCCGACCACAGCAUCGAGGCGCACCUCAAGGCCGCGGCGCCGGAGCCCCCGGCCGCCGAGUCGCCGGCGCGGGCCCUGGAGCGGCUCGUGGCCCGGGGCCGCUUCGGCGAGGCGGCGACGCUGGCCAAGGCCGGCGGCGCGGGCCUCGCGGCGGCGCUCGAGGCCGGCGUCGCGAGUUACACGGCGGCGCUCGACGCCGUGCGCGCGGCGGCGGCGGGCCCGCGCGCGUCGGCCCCCGUCGCGAACAGCGGCGCCGUCGGCGGCGCCGUCGUCGUCACGCCGGCCUUCCGCUGGGCGCAGAACGCGAGCCACCUCUUCGUCGAGGUCCGCUUCGCGCACUCGCUGACCGCGCCCGCGAACACGGACGCGUACGUCGAGUCGGCGACCGUCCAGGCGCGGUCCUGCGCCCUGGACGCCGCGACGAAGCACGCCAGCGGCAAGCGCUGGGCCCUGCGCCUCGAGGAGCUCUGGGACGAGCUCGACGCGGCGGCGAGCGACACCGCGGCCGCGGCGUCCGCGGGGCGCGCGGUCAUCUACCUGGGCAAGCGCCACGUCGGCGUCAAGUGGCCGCGCCUCGUCGCCUGCGGCGUCAAGGCGCCGGCCCACAGCGCCAUGUGGAUGGACAUGCAGCAGGCCCUGGGCCUCGACUACUUCCCGGGGGAGACGGCCGACGACGCGUGCGAGGGCGUCGAGCCCGCGGCGCGGGCGACGACGACGACGACGGAGGCCGAGGCCGACGCGGCCUUCGAGGACUUCCUCGACGACGCCCUCGCCGACGACGCGCCGGCGGCGCCCGCGACGACGACGGCCGCGCCGAAGAAGAAGAAGAAGGCGUCGCCCGAGGAGCGGGCCGCGCGCGCGGCCGUCAAGGCCCUCAAGAAGAACGCGACGAAGGCGCGCAAGGCCGUCGCCGAGGACGUCGCCAGGCGCCGCAAGGCCGUCGAGGCGGACCUGCGCGCCGCGAACCUCAAGCUCCGCGAGGACCACGACGCGCGGGCCAUGUUCGUGGAUCACGCGCCAGCGUGGGUGCCCGCGUGGCUGCCGCGGCGCCUGCUCGUGCGCGACGGCGUCUGGACGCUCUUCCUCAACGUGGCCCGCGCGCGGCGCGACGAGGCGCACAAGGCCGCGCUCCACGCCAAGCUCACGAAGUUCGGCGCGGCGUCGGCGUCGGCCGCGGCGGCCGUCGCCGGCGCCGCGCUCCUCAGCGGCGCGGGCGCGGACGUCGCGCUCCUCGCGGUCGUCGUCGCCGCCGUCUUCGUCGCCGCCGUCGCCGUGCUCCUGCGCGCGCUCCACGCCGCGGCCGCGGUGCUCGCGGGGACCAUCGGCGGCGGCGUCGCCGUCGUCGUGGGCUACCCCUUCGAGACGGUCAAGGUGCGGCUCCAGACGGGCACGACGCGCCACCUCUUCCGCGACCUCUUCUCGGGCGUGACGGCGCCGCUGACGACGGUGACGCCGGCCUGGGCCAUCAUGUACGCGGCCUACUACGGCGCCCAGAGCUGGCUCGCCACCAAGGCCCACUGGGAGCUCUCGCCCGUGGCCAAGGGCGCGGUCUCGGGCGCGCUCUGCGGCUUCGCGACGGCGGCCGUCACCGUGCCCACGGACGUCGUCAAGAUCAACGCGCAGCGCAUGCACUGCAGCGCGCCCGAGGCCUUCCGCAAGCUCCUGAGCAAGGGCGGCCCGGGCUUCCUCGUCCACGGCGGCGUCGCGACGGCCGUGCACCUCACGGCGUCGCAGGCGAUCUUCUUCGGGACCUACGAGUACGCGCUCAGCCGGCUGGCGUCCCGCGCGGCGCCGGCGGCGCCGGCGGCGCCCGUGCCCCGGGUCGACUACGCGCCGGCCAUCGCCGGCGGCCUCUCCGGCGUCAUGGAGUGGACGUGCUGCAUGUCGUCCGACUCGGUGAAGACCCGCUACCAGUCCGGGCCCAUGGGCGCGUCCUACGUCGGCGUCUGGCGCUCCGUCUACGCCACCGAGGGGCCCCGGGGCUUCUACCGGGGCUACGCGCCCGUCAUCCUCCGCGCCGUGCCCGUGAACGCGUCCACGUUCUUCGUCAUCGAGUACGUCAACGACGCGAUCCGCCGCCACCUCGUCGAGGAGAAGCGGCGCAACACGACGCGGCCCGCGCCGGCGGCCGCGCCCGCCGUUUACCUUCUGACCAUGGAGAUCAUCGACGAUUCGACGCCCAUGCCCAUGGCCGAGACGCGGUCCUGCCGCAUCUGCGGCAUCGUGGGCCACCUGGCGCGCAACUGCCCGUCGGCGCCCGCGGAGACGCGGACGUGCCGCGUGUGCGGCGCCGUCGGGCACAUCGCGCGCAACUGCCCGGACCAGGACGGCGCCCAGGCCCGCCAGGACUCGCGGCGCUGCCACGUCUGCGGCGAGGUCGGCCACAUCGCCCGCAACUGCCCCAACGCGACCGCCGACACCGCGGUGCCCGAGGGCGGCCGCCGCAAGAAGGGCGGCGUCGCGGGCCGGCGCUGCUUCAACUGCGGCAAGACGGGCCACCUCAGCGCCGACUGCGACCUCCCCGCGGGCAACAUGGCCUGCUACAACUGCGGCGAGAUCGGCCACAAGUCCGCGGACUGCCCGAACUAGGCCCGCGGGGAGCGAAGCGCGCGGCGCUCGAGCUGAAGUAAGCCGGCUGGGAAGCG
This is a messenger RNA of Aureococcus anophagefferens, 2788 nucleotides long. RefSeq names its product expressed protein. The record is from RefSeq and is a predicted model, not a curated record. The transcript has 3 exons. NCBI's taxonomy places the organism in Eukaryota, Pelagophyceae, Pelagomonadales, Pelagomonadaceae. The annotation marks the transcript as partial.